This is a messenger RNA of Brassicogethes aeneus, 7872 nucleotides long. The record is from the annotation of a GenBank genome assembly. NCBI's taxonomy places the organism in Eukaryota, Metazoa, Arthropoda, Insecta, Coleoptera, Nitidulidae.
CAAAAAUGACCCGCAGUCUGCUUUUAAAUAAAAACACAAACAUUUCUAUAUACCGUGAAAAAAUGGAAGAUGAAAAUUCGUGGGUUUUUGACUCUUUGGUUGCUUUUUUAAACGGACCGAUAUGGAACGCGCCUUUGCAAAGUUUUAUCGAAGAAAAAUCGUUAAUUUUUGAGCCAAAUGUUCUGGAGAAUGAAGAUUAUAGGGGGAUUUUCGAGGAGUUUAAGAAUAUGGUGGAUUUUAUGCUGGGGAACUUCAUGGAGGAUAUUGGAAUCACACCGAAACAAUUUGAGGAUGCCUGCAGCGAGGGAAAAAAGCUGCGCGUCUCUUUUGACACAAAUCUUUUUGAGCAAAUCUGGGCGGCAAACGAUUAUGAAAUGUUUAAACGGAUGAUGACCCAAAGGAACGUCGAGUUACAGUUGCAAGCCCUGGAACUGAUAGAGCAAAAAUACGGGAUAACUCCUCAAUCGUUUAUUCCCAAUAAAAUUCAAAGCACCACGCAGGAAAUUCCCGUAAUCAUUGAAAAUUCCAAACUGGAAAAAGCGAUUUUAGAUGAAGUGGCAAAAAAGUUUCCAGAUGAAAGCACCAGUGAUAUUAUUGAGAUUUGGGAAGAACAGGAGAUACUGGAGGAAAAGGAAAUUUUGGAGAAAGCUCUAAAGGAGGCCAAAGAAAAAGUGGAUGACCAACUCACAGAAUCAAUGAAAACCGUAGAAAAUCCAUCACAAUGUCAUAGUAAAACCCCGGAAAAAGUAAUUAAAGAAGUAAAACCAACUAAAGCAGCUGAAAAAAUGGCGGAGCCUAAAAACAAUACCUUGGAGGUAAACGACAGGGAUCUUAAGAAGAGACAGGAAUAUUUGAGGGCGCAAAGGGACAAAUUGGUGGCGUUGAAGAAAGAGGAGCGCAAAAAGCAGGUAACAGAUGGGACGGACAAAUUUAAGAUCCGUCCCAAGUCCGCAAAAGCAGCUGCAGCUUUGCUGACUGGGGAACAGUCGACUAUCGAGCCGCAGUCGCUGGCUGAAAGGUUGAAGUCGGAAGUGGUCUCCCAGAAGCAGGAUGUGAGUUAAUUGAAUAAACGCUUUUUUUUUACUUAUAUUUAUUAUCUAAAUAUAACGAGUACAAUUUUUAUUUUACAUUUUUUUAAAAACAUUAAUUUAUUACAUGAAAACACAAUGUUAGAAAAUGGCCUUUAUAAUCUGUUUCUUAAAACUUGUGGCUUGUAUAAAAAAUAUUAUAAGGCUGCCAUUUGUAAUAAAUAAUAGUGUUUUUUAUUUGAAAAUUGCACAAAUAUGAUAAUAAAAGUACCUAUAAUUCAUUUAAAAAGGUAACUAAAACUAUUUGUUCAAUUUCCAAAUACUUAAUAUUCAAUAAGAUAUAUUCGCUCACAUUGUACGUUAUCUGGAUGUUGAUCUUACACUAUUUUGCUAUUAUUUUAUUUACACUAGGAGUCUUAUUUAUAUUGCUGUAAAAAAAUCUUGUAGAGCGAACAUACAGUUACUAAUAAAAUAUUAUAUACACCAAUUUGUUUUUCAUUUCUUAAUACAAAUAUCAAAUAUUUAGCACAGUUUUCCAAACAAAAAUGUUCUAUCUACUUAUACCUUCCUACAAUUAGCAAAAAUCAGAUAAUAAAUAAAUGGUUAUUAAAUUAAAUCUUAAUUCCAAAAAAUUAAAAAUUAUUCACACGUAUUCUAAAGCAAUACUGUAUCCUUCCAGAAAUUAUACAUUCACCUUAUUUUCUAUACAUUAGGCAGUACUGUACUAUAUUUAGUCUCACUAAGAAAAUUUUGGAAUUCAACAUAAAUUUCACAAAUAACUUAUGUAGCAAGGUUAAUAAGGGAUUUUGGUAAGACUUGGUUUCCGUGUCGCGGUUUUUCCGAAAAAAUAGUUCAAAUGUACUGUUUUUAAAAAACUUGUAGAUAAAAACUGGGAGGGCGUUUUGAACAAUUUUUUGUAACCAAAUAUUGUCGAUUUUUAAAAUUUCUUAAAUUUGUGUUGUAGAUGUAAUUACUUCAAUAACAAAGUUAAAAUAACCAAAAUACAUGGUGUAACAGUUGAAAGUUCGUUUUCAAUUUUAUUAAAAAACUGCAGAAAAACAAACGUUUGGCACAAAAUUUGAUUUAAGGGGAUUUUCAAGCCAGGAAAAUUAAAUUUCCUAAAAAAAUAUUGUUGGUUUUAGAGGGCGCUGUCUGCGACACUGCAUACGUUUAAAUGGUCACAUCUUUUUUGCGCCUUAGUUUAUUUAAGUUUUUAAUAAAAAAUAUUUCCAUUACGUGAAAAAGGUAUAUCUUAUAAAUGUCGUUUUCGUGAUAUUUGCAUUUAUUAAAUUGUUCAGUGCACCCAUUUAAUUGCGUUUUUUAAAAAUGUUAUGUUUUUUUAUAUUUUUUUAUAAUAUUUAUUUUACUAAACAAUUUAAACACAUCUCGAAAACGGUUACUUAAGCAAAAUUUACCUUUUUGCGUAAUAAAGAUGAUAAAAGUACAAUUUGUAUAAAAAAAUACGUGACCAUUCAGACGUAUGCAAAUUGUCGCAUUACAUUAAUUUUUUUAAAGAAAUUUAUUUUUCUCGUCCUGAAAAACACCUAAAAUCAAACUUUGCGCAAAAACAUUUUUUAUUCCAAAGUUAUUUAAUAAAAUCGAACUUUAAACUUUGACCCCCUUUAUCUAUAGAGGUAAAUUUAGUUAUUUCGCAUUUUCAACAAAAAUUCUAAUUUCAAGGGAAGUUUAAAUCGACGAUAUUUUUUUUAAAUAAUAGUUCAUCUUUUUUCGAAAAAGCCGCGGGAUUUUAAAUAAAUAUGGACGAUUCACCCCGUUAUGCUUAAAAUAGUAUUAAGUUUUAAAAACUGUGAUAAAUACAUUUUAAAACAUACAUGUAUGAAAAAGAAAUAAUGCACAGUAUUAAACGAAAUAGGAAGAUAAUUUAUUCAUCACAAUAAUUACAAAAUUAAAGUUAAGAAUAAAAUAUUUAUUUAGUCUACAAUGGACACUUCAUACUGCCAUGUUUACUUGAUUGAUAAAUUUACUAAUUAUCUAGAUUAUGCCGAUGCGGUAUAAAAUUGAAAUUAACUGAAUUAGGAAAACUUAAUUUACGCGUUUUAGAUAAUUAAUUCAAAAAAUACAAGAAAAACGUUACUGAAAAUUUGGUUUAAGCGAAAAGUUAACAGUAUGAAGUUAUAUACAAAUCUAAGCACUCCAAUGACACUACACACAGUUUUAGAUGAUAUAUUCGAUACUAUAUGCUAUCUACUGCUAGAUAUUAUAACUUAGCCUAAAAGAAUUAUUUCACAUUGUUUUAGUAAUUUUUACGCACGCUCCAAACAAAUUUUAACCGCAACAAAAUCGUUCUUUUUUACCGGAAAACGAUUAGAAAAUUUUGGUGUUUUGAGAUUCGCACUUGCGUAUUUGUAAAUAUUUAAUACAAUAAUUGCUACAGCUUUCCGAUAUAAAACCAAACUUCGGGAGUAAAAUGCAUCGAUUUGGAGCGUCGGUGAAAACAAAAACAUUUCCUUGCAUUUUCUCAUCGUAAACGAGAAAAUUUUCCAUAAAUAUAUUGGGAAACUAUGUACAAAGCAUUCACUAUUAACCUGAUAAAAUAGUUCUUCAUGGAUUAUCCAUCUUUAUACUUUUUUUUAUAUAAAUAACUCGCAGAAUUUCAUUGUGUACAAAAAUCCUAUUUCAUUUAGUUUAGGUACAUGGAAAUUAAUCUCAUGACAGCAAAUCGCACUUAUUAAAAUAACUUUUUUAUACAAUGGGAAGCUUUUGUGCUUGUGUAGGCCAGUUUUGUUAAUGGGUCACUCAACCAAAUAAUUUUUUUUUCGGUGCGACCCGCACUUAACAUUAAGUACUUUCGUAGUAAUAAAUUCUCGAAUUAUGACGAUAUUUUUUGAUAUUUUUUAUUCAAUGCAAAUAAUGUUUUAUAAAAAUACAAACAGUAGUUUUUUUGUACCGAAAAUUCUUAGCUUUGCAAUGAAAAUAUUCCUUCUUUAUUAUAAGUAACAAAGGCCCCUUAAAAAGUUAAUUUAAGUAAAAAAUACGAUUUUUCUGGCAAUAAAAUUGCCAAAAAUAUUCUUCUUUUAUUAGGCUAUACAUUAAAUAAAAGAAACGUAAAAAAUAUUUUAUACAUUUUAAUAAUUAUUAAAAUUUUAUCUACUUUUAUAAAAUAUUUCUUGAGUUUUUUUAAUUUAAUGUAUAGCCUAAUAAAGGAAGAAUAUUUUUGACAAUUUUGAUGCAAAAAUAAUAUUUAAUUGCCAACAUUUUUUAUAAUUAAAUAAUAAAGCAAUUGUAAGUCAUUUUUUUCAAACUAUUGUCAAAUUACCGCCAAUUUUUGUCCUGUAUUUUUUUAAAAUAAUAUAAUAAAGUAUUUUUGUACAAACUUCUUAGUUUAUGUCACAAAAACAUAUAUUAUAUUAUUUUCAAAAAUAACAAAUAUUGGCGUUAAUUUUACAGAUAAAUAUUGUCAAUUAUUUGAAAAAAAUGACACAAUUGCUUUAUUUAAACAAAAAAAUGUGAAAUAUUCCUUCUUUAUUAUAAGUAACAAAGGAACCUCAAAAAUUCAAUGAAAGUGAAAAAUGCGAUUUUUCUGGCCUUUAUAUUUCAAAUUUGAUUUUUCUCUGAAGACUGAGAAUGUUUUGCACAAAAUAUGUAAUAGGGUUAUUUUUUGUUUAAUGGGCCAUUUUAAGCGCACAAUACGCACCAAUUACAAAACUCUUUUUGUCAAAAAAAUUGUAGGUACCUAUAUAUUUUAUUAUUAAUUAUUUUGGCAUUGAAAUUGUCAAAAAUAUUCUUCUUUUAUUGGGGUAUACAUUAAAUAAAAGAAACGUAAGAAAUAUUUUAUAAAUUUUAAUAAUUAUUAAAAUUAUCUUUACUCUUAUAAAAUAUUUUUUGCGUUUUUUUAAAUUUAAUGUAUAGCCUAAUAAAAAAAAUAUUUUUUAUAAUUUUGAUGCGAAAAUAAUGUAUAAUAAAUUACCAACCAUUUUUUUUUUAUAUAAACUGUUGUGUGAUUUGUCCCCAUCCAAAUGCUUGAAAUUACAAUUAAAUAUUAAAGCAAUUUUAAGUCAUUUUUUUUUUCAAAAUAUUGCAAAAUUAAUGCCAAUUUUGACUUCUUUUUUUUUUAAAUAAUAUAAUAACGUUUUUUUGUACAAACUUCUUAGUUUAUGUCACAAAAACACAUAAAUUAUAUUAUUUUCUAAAAAAUAAGACAAAAUUGACAAUAGUUUGAAAAAAAUUACUUUUAAUGGCUUUAUUAUUUAAUUGUAAUUUCAAGCAUAUGGAAAGGACAAAUCAUACAACAGUUUUUAUAAAAAAAAUUGUUGGUAAUUUAAUAUAUAUUAAUUUUGCAUCAAAAUCGUCAAAAAUUUUCUUCUUUUAUUAGGCUAUAUAUUAAAUUAAAAAAAACGUAAAAAAUAAUUUAUAAAUUUUAAUAAUUAUUAAAAUUUUUUCUAUUUUUAUAAAAUAUUUCUUGCGUUUUUUUUUAUUUAAUGUAUAGCCUAAUAAAUUUUUGAAAAUUUUGAUGCAAAAAUAAUAUAUAAUAAAUUACCUACAAUUUUUUUCUAAAAACUGUUGUGUGAUUUGUCCUAUCCACAUGCUUGAAUUAAAUAAUAAAGCAAUUGUGAGUCAUUUUUUUUUCUUCAAAUUAUUGUCAAAUUAAUGCCAAUUUUGACUUUUUUUUAAUAAUAUAAUAACAUAUUUUUGUACAAACCUCUUAGUUUAAACAUAAUUAUGUUAAAAAAACACAUAAAUUAUAUUAUUUAAAAAAAUAAGACAAUAUUGGCGUUAAUUUGACAAUAGUUUGAAAAAAAUUACUUACAAUGGUUUUAUUGUAAUUUCAAGCAUUUGGUUAGGACAAAAUUUGAUUUAAUCACACAAGAGUUUUUAUAAAGUUGUUAUUAAUUUAUUACAUAUAAUUUUUGCAUCAAAUUUGUCAAAAAUAUUAUUCUUCUAUUAGGCUAUACAAUAAAUUAAAAAAACGUAAAAAUAUUUUAUAAAUUUUAAUAAUUAAUAAAAUUUUCUCUACUUUUAUGAAAUAUUUAUUGCGUUUUUUUAUUUAAUGUAUAGCCUAAUAAAAGAAGAAUAUUUUUGACAAUUUGGAUGCAAAAAUAUUGUAUAAGAAAUUUUUUUUUUUAUAAUUGUUGUAUGUAUGGUACAAUUAAAUAAUAAAGCAAAUGUAAGUCAGUUUUUUCAAACUAUUGUCAAAUUAACGACAAUUUUGUUUUUUUUUAAUAAUAUUAUAAAAACUUCUUAGUUUAUGUUGCAAAAUAUACAUAUUAUACAGGGUAAGUUUUAAGUUGACGCGUUCCUUUUAACAGAGGGUAGAAAUCAGAUAAACAAAUAAAUAUUUUAAGUAACUUUUUUAUCAAAACUCAAAAAUAAGAGAGUUAUAGGCCUUCCAAGUUUAAUUAAAUUUUGAGCCGGUCCUGGCUAUUGUUAACAAAAAACAUAACCAUUAAAAUAAAAAUAACAAAAAAAUGGUUUAUAAUUAUAGCAAUAAUGAAUUAGUGGAAAUGUUACUAAUUUAUGGAGAGUGUCGUCAAAAUGCAAAUGCUGCAACUUAAGUAAAUAAUGACAUUUUUUAUUGCAAAAUGUCAAUUUGAUUUAAAUGGUUAUGUUUGUUGUCAAAUAUGACAUUUUGCAUUGUUUAUUUUGAUAUUUUUAUGGUUAUGUUUUUUGUUAACAAUAGCCAGGACCGGCCUAAAAUUUAAUUAAACUUUGAUGGGCUAUAACUUUUUUAUUUUUGAGUUUUGAUAAAAAAGUUACUUAAAAUAUUUAUUUGUCUAGCUGAUUUCUACACACUGUUAAAAUUUAAUUAAACUUUGAUUGGCUAUAACUUUUUUAUUUUUGAGUUUUGAUAAAAAAGUUACUUAAAAUAUUUAUUUGUCUAGCUGAUUUCUACACACUGUUAAAAGGAACGCGUCAACUUAAAACUCACCCUGUAUUAUUUUUAAAAAAUGUUACAAAAUUGGCCUUAAUUUGACAUAUCCUCAAUUAUUUGAAGGAAAAAAAUGACACAAUUGCUUUAUUUAAUUGUAUUGAAACUAAAAAUAACCCUACCGUGAAAAUUACGUUUUUUGUGUGAAAAAUUUUCAGCUUUCUGAAAAAAUAACAAAUUUGAAAUAAAAAUUGCCGCAGAGCCAGAAAUAUCGCAUUUUAACCUAAAUUUAAUUUUUAAGGGUAAAGUUAAGAUUUUUUAUUAAACAUUAUUUAGGCUAAAAGAAAAAGUUGAAAAAAAAUAUCGUCAUAAUUCGAAAAAUCGGAUGCAGAAAACAAAAUUCGCGAAGUCACACCCAAAAAAAUUUUUUUGGCGGAAAAACCCCGAUAAAAAAAUCUGGACUAGAAGCGAUCGAACUGAUUUAAGAAGCCUUGCCAAUUCGGUAAUAAAAACAUUUAUUUGAUGGUUUAAAGUAAGUUUCUCCUAAAAUCGACAAACAUUAAGUUUUUCACGAAAAAAAAAAAGAAUGUAUAUAGUCUCACAAUCAUCGACGAAUUUUACGAUAAAAAUCAUCGAUUUUCAGCCGCGGAUGUUUGGUCCUGUAAAUUAUGGAACCGAGAAACUUUCGGCGAAAACUUGUCGGUUCGCUUCGAGUUUCACGAAUAACGGCGGUUUUACUGUUUUACAAAACAAAGCGGGGCGGUUUUGUGAGUGUGGGGGGGUAAUUGACCGUUCUUCCAUAGCGCACUUAGUUCACAACGCGGGGGGUUUAGAGAUGAGAUCACACUUGGCGGCGGUCGCGUCGCACUCGAGUCCGCGACGCGAGUCACUCACCUGCGGAUUGUCGGCGAAAAAAAAAAAAGAGGUGGGCGACUACGAUAGCCGCGGCCGUUUCGUCACCUCGCCGCUGUCCUCUUCGUCCUCGUCCGAGUCGCCGCCUUCGUAGUCCACCAGGCU